Messenger RNA from Cryptococcus amylolentus CBS 6039, 592 nucleotides. RefSeq lists its product as hypothetical. Lineage: Eukaryota; Fungi; Basidiomycota; Tremellomycetes; Tremellales; Cryptococcaceae. Gene Ontology annotation, cellular component: nuclear pore central transport channel. The transcript has 5 exons. Bases 14 to 433 code for a protein of 139 amino acids. The record is from RefSeq and is a predicted model, not a curated record. Gene Ontology annotation, biological process: protein import into nucleus.
GACACCACCAGCCAUGGCCGACCCCACCUCCAUUGCCCAGCAGUUCACCCAGUUCUACUACCAGCAGUUCGACUCGGACCGCAAUGGCCUUGCCUCCCUCUACAGGGACAACUCUAUGAUGACCUGGGAGUCUACCCAGAUCCAGGGUGUCGCUGCUAUUGUCGAGAAGCUUGUCGGUCUUCCCUUUGCCAAGGUCCAGCACAAGGUCGUCACCAUCGACGCCCAGCCCUCCUCCCUCUCCGUCGCUUCCCUCAUCGUCCUCGUCACCGGUCAAUUGCUUGUCGAUGAUGGACAGAAUGCUCUCCAGUUCACCCAGGUCUUCCACGUGAGUCUUUGUGAGAGUAACAGCGGCUUUGAACAGGACGAAGUCCAAGUUUGGAGGGUGGCGAAACCGGCAUUGCGGGCAGGCGAUCCAGUGCUGACAGGUGUAUAGUUGCAACCCGAGGGUGGAAGCUACUACGUCUUCAACGACGUCUUCCGACUCAACUACGGAUAAACGACUUUAACGACGAGCUACGAGGAGAAAGCCGGUGGAUGAGGAGACCCGAUAUCUUGCUCAGAUCAGGCUAAUGCACAUAAUAAUGAUACAUAA